AUGGCCUUGGGGCUGUCGCCCGUGUACCACUGGGAAACCAGCGAUGAUGCAGUCGUCACCUUUGACGCUGUCCAUCGGAGGAUCAUCCACAUCCGAUCUGGUGGCUUUGACACGGUGAACGUCAUCGAUGGUGCCAUCGAUGGGGAACCCCCUCCGGAUGGCCUCUCCGUGCAGCUGGAGCAGGAAGGCAUUCAUUCUUUGAGAUUUUCACCUGAUGGGCUCUACUUCGCAUUUCUGGCCAAGUCCAGACGAGUGGGAACAGUCCAGACGAUGCAGCCUAAACAAGUUCUUUGGCCAAGCUGCAAAUGGAGCAGCAAGGCUGACUUUGAGAUUCUGGGUUACUUUUGGCUGCCUGGAGGGCCGCAGGACUGCAACUCGGAUCUGGCCAUGGUCAGUUCUCACGGCAUCGAGAUCUUUCGCCUGAGCUUCGAGCAGAAGACCUGGAAAUCGUUGAAGACCUUCCCCUCUUCUGUGCGAAUUUGUUGGUUGGAUCCUGCGGCCAGCACCGUAUUGCUUUGCACUGGGACGCGGACUCUUCAACCCUUUGACUUCCGCAGGAGGAAUCCUAAACUUCCAAGAUUUGACCUUGUACUGACUCGCGGCCAUUCCAUUGAACCAGCCGAUGUUGCACUGGUCACAAUUUACGACUGCAGCUACUGCAUACAUGCAGAUGGCCUGACUGGAAAAGUGUCCCUGCGCAACGUCACGAAUUUGGAGCAAGGCACCCCGGAGCAUGACAUCGUCAUCGACAUCUCGGAGAGUGACGCGCCAGUGGGUCCGCUACGUUUGUCGGUGGUGGACAACCUGCUGAUUGUACACUGCUUGGAAAGGAUGGUGGCUUUGAUCUUCGAUAUUCGACACAAAGAACGUGACAUCGUUCCAAGCCUCAUCUCGCCAUGUACUGUGACCUCUCACGAGGGCCCGUUGGUGAUCUGGGAUUACUUGGAUGGUGGCAUCGUAUUGGAUGCCAGCAAGGGUGUGGUGUAUCAGUUGCGCCUUGACUGUGGCAUCAUUUUAGAGGAUUUCUUAUCGCGGCCACCGCAUGAACUGGCCACUGUCCUGAAAUUGCUGCUGCGGAGAACGGGAUGCAGAGAUCACAUCGUGCAACUGCUGCGGAAGGGCUUGGUGUCCAAGACCAACUCCUCGGAAAUGGCACAGGGAUUUCAAGUUCUGAACUCGGCCUAUCGACAGGUCAUUGAAGCCUUAUCUCAAAAAUCGGGUACGCGGCAAACGACGGUUUCGCUUCAGGAGCUUGAGGCACAAAUCGCAUAUCAGUCAGUGCUGUCUGAAAAAGAUAUGGUGACAUUGGUCUUCCAUCCCCACUUCGUCAUGAGUGAGGGUCUGGAAGAGAGCAUUCCAACUGGAAACAACGAUAGCUUUGCAUUGGAGAAUUGGACCAUUCCGGAAAGCCUUCGAGUGACAAAUCCGGGCAAAGGAGGCAAGACCCCAUAUGUCUUGUCAGUGGUCAUCAGCUAUUUGCGAAGUCUGCUGGGACUUCAAAUCUUGCCACACAAAAUUCUGCAGUGCUUUGUCUUCGACAUUUGCGUCUACUUCAGGCAAGAGCAUCUGUUGCAACAGCUGCUGCACUAUCAUGUCCUGUUGGACUCCCCGGAGCUGGCGCUGCGGCUGCAGAUCUUGGCGAAGGACAGUCGGAGCUGGGCCACCCAGGCGAGCCUGGACAUGGCGUUGCGUGUGCGGGAGUUCUCUGUGGUGGCUGAGAUGCUACUCUUUUCCGGGCAGUACCUGGACAUUGUGCCGUUCAUCGUGACUCAGAAGGAUGUGAAUUUCAAGGUGAAGACUCUGCUUGAGGAGUUGGAGAGCGACAUCAAGGCCAAUUCCGAAGAUCCGGAGCUGAUGCAGCAUGUCUUAACUGAAAUCCGACUCUGGAAACAGGAAGCCGAUCUUUCUCCUCGAUCCGCAGAGGGUGGAGGUCAACACCUUGACGUCCUGAGGGAAAAAGGGCGGCAGCGCAAAUGUCUUUGGAAACGAAAUGCCAGGAUCUCCGAACGCAUGGCCAUCCUGGAGGACAAACUGCACUCCGUGCAGAGGGCCAAAGUGCUCAAAGCAUGGCAGCGAGUGUCCAGAAGUGCCCGAGCAGCCCAUCAGGUGUUAGAGCUGAAGCAACUUCGGCUGGUGCAGAUCCUGGUGAAGCGAUGGGCCAGCACAUGGCGAGCUGCACGAUAUCAACGACUGCGUUUGUCAGCGAAAUGCUGGAGAGGCUUCCACGACGAGGUGCGAAGACAACGCGCAGCUGCGCUGGUGCGAAGUCGACGCCAAGAUCUGGAUGCACGAGCUGGGCUGCUUCGCUGGAAUACGGCCGUCUCGUUGCGAAAGAGAGAGGCUGAACUGCGGCAGAUCGUUCAGGUUCGGGCGCUCCGAGUCACAGUGCAAAGAUGGUACAGGCUGAAAUCAUCCAAAGCACUGCAGGUCACACGCAUCCUGCGUUCGUAUCUGCAGGGUUGGUCUGCCAUCACAGGGCAUCUCCUUGGUGAGCGACGCCAGAGGGAGAUUGAGAACUUUGGGACAGGUCCAGGUGCUGGUCCUACAGAGUGGCAGAGCAGGCAACGCCGACGUUGGCAAGGUCGCUGCUGGACUCCAUGGGUGCAGGUGGUCCAGAGAAAGAGGCAGCGGCGACGACACAUCAACGAGGCCAAAGAAGAUCUCAAGAAGCUCGUCACCCUCCAAGCACUUCAUCUUUGGCAUCGUCAGUCCACAAACUCGGCCCGUCGCAAGGAGCAUCUUCGGCAUGCCUCAAUGGCUCUGAUGGCCAUGGUAUCUGCCUGCAGAUGGGCCCGGGCGCAUGACUGCCUUGUCUAUUGGUUCACUCGCACCCAAGCCAGGAGGAUCAUGUGCAAAGAAACUGACCUCAGUGGCGAGACGCUUCCACUUCUGCAGCCACUGCCGUCCAUGUUUGCAGCUCCUGUUGCAGAGAUGCCGGACUCGUCCCCCUGGAAUCUCAGGCCCUCCCACGUCGCACCUUGGCCGACGGCACCGUGGAGUUAUCCCAGCAGCCGCUCUGCGCGCAGCGUGCGCAGCGUGCGCAGCGCGCGGAGCGGGGACCGCAGCGGGGACCGCUGCAGUGGACCCUCCGAGAUUCUGCUGAUGAGCGACGAUGAGGUUGUGGACCCAGCUAUGUCGGUCAGUACAACCCUGGCUCCGGUCGAGCUGCUUUGCAGCAAGAUGAAGCGCUGGUUGAGAUUGGCCUUUUUGCUUUGGCAGCAAGCAGAGCUCAGCAGUGCAGCAACGUCUCUGCCCAUCUUGCAGUGGUCCUGGAGCCUGUGGCGGCAAUCGCGGCUGCGGGCACAGGUGCAUCCCCUGCGAUGGUGGUCGCUGGCGCUGCAGAUGCACAAACUGAGGGAGCUUGAGCUACGGCUUGACUUUCGACGCUUACGCAGAACCCUGAAAGCCUGGUACGACGCAGUGGCCGAGUCCCUCAAAGAGGCUGUCGAGGCUGCACAAGAAGAACUCAGCACCUGCAGGGCCCUUUUCCAGGACUUGACUGCCGGGCCGAAUGGAGUUGUCACAGUUCAGGAAGAGCCCUCCGAGAUUGGCAUUUUAGAACCAGUGACCAGCAAAGACCUGGUCGAAGAUGUCACCAGCCACGAGGUGAUCUGAAGCCCCGGAGCCUGGAGAUCCUGGAGGACCUUCAAUCAUUGGUCGGAAAGCCGUCGUGGCUCUGCGUAGAUCACCGGAGAUUGCCCAGGCGACUGCAGGCCAUGUACAAAUUAUGGGAGAUUGGCAAGCUGCCGAUUCUGCCGAUCCGGUUUCACUCGUUUUUUUAGCUUCUCCCGAGGUUCCGGUGCCAAUGGAUCUGCCAGAUAACCGCAAUGACAAUGUCGAGCCAAAUGGUUUCACAACGAGAGGAAGAA
Molecule: messenger RNA, 3869 nt
Organism: Cladocopium goreaui
Lineage: Eukaryota; Dinophyceae; Suessiales; Symbiodiniaceae
Source: the annotation of a GenBank genome assembly